AUGACAGACGCCAGCAUUGUCGAGAAGGGGGUUCGCGUCGACAACUCGUCGGUGUCUCCAGCAGGCUCAACAUCCGAGCAUGGCUUUGAUCGCGCUGCAGAGAGGCGACUUAUUCGCAAGCUCGACCUUCGAAUUCUGCCAGUGCUGUGGAUACUUUACUUGGUUAACUUCAUCGACCGAGCCAACAUAGGGAAUGCAAAGAUCCAGGGCAUGGAGACAGAGCUGAACCUCAUUGGCCAGAGGUUCAACAUCGCCGUGUGGGUUUUUAACCUGGGUUACCUCGUCGCUGGCAUCCCGUUGCAAAUCGCCUUCAAGAAGUAUGGGCCCAAGAGUCUUUGCGUAAUGAUGUUCUGCUGGGGCAUCACCGUGAUCGGAUGCGGACUCGUGAAGCGAUGGGAGGAGCUCGUUGUCUGCCGUCUGCUGGAAGGCAUCGCCGAGUCGGCCUACAUCUCGGGAGCGGCAUACUUGAUCGGCGCGUAUUAUUCGAAGCGCGAGUACUUGACGCGCUACGUCUUUUUUUGCACCGCAGGUAUUGUUGCGGGCGCAAUCAACGGGUUCGUUUCCUCGUUAAUCGCUCGCAUGGACGGUACAGCCGGGAUCUUCAUCAUCGAAGGUUGUGUGACUAUCUUCGUCAGCAUAGCCUGUUGGCCGAUCGUUCCCCCAUUUCCCGAGCAAUGCAAGUUUCUGUCUCCCGACGAGAAGGCGCUGAUGCUAGCUCGCAUAAAAGCUGAUGGGGGUCAUGUUGCCGACGACGAGAUAUCGUUCAAGAAGGCGUUACAUUUCCUCAAAGACUGGAAGAUCUGGACUGGCGUUUUGAUGAACAUCGGAGUGACUGAGAACGCAAACUCUCUCGCGAACUUCCAACCGACCAUCCUAAAGGGCCUUGGCUAUACCGCGACGCAAGCGCAGGUCCACACGAUCCCUGUGUAUCUUGUCGGCGCCGCCUUCUCGGUCAUCUUCGCGUACAUGAGCGAGUGGCUGCAGCGUCGGUAUCUGUUUUACGUCCUAGGUUGGGCAGUUCUCGCGACAGGUCUCAUCGUGGAGAUUGUGCACCCGUCCAACCCGGCCGUGCGGUAUUGCGGCAUGUUUUUUAUUGCCAGUGGAUGCUAUCUCGCGAUGCCGAUCUCGAUUAUCUGGGUCUCGAUGAACUGCGGUUCUGGGUACAAGCGGGCCGUGGCUAUUGCUGCAAUUAUCAACUUCGGUACUGCAGGGGCCUUUAUUAGCUCUAACGUUUUUCUGUUUAAAGAGGCGCCGGUGUUUCGUACUGGGUUUAGUACGGGUCUCGGACUGGCUUGUAUCGGUGUUGUUGCUGCGACGGUAACAUUCUUUGGUUGCAAGAGGGAGAACAAGAAGCGCGAUGAGGCAAGGUUGCAGAUGCCGGAGGUUCUUGACCAGAGUACGAAGGCGCUGGGCGACGAUCAUCCCGACUUCCGCUUCGCGUUGUAG
Molecule: messenger RNA, 1446 nt
Organism: Alternaria viburni
Lineage: Eukaryota; Fungi; Ascomycota; Dothideomycetes; Pleosporales; Pleosporaceae
Exons: 4
Coding region: 1-1446 (481 amino acids)
Biological process (GO): transmembrane transport
Cellular component (GO): membrane
Molecular function (GO): transmembrane transporter activity
Source: RefSeq, a predicted model, not a curated record